GCGUUGGUACGAUCGGUACCAGGUUGGUGUCACUUCUGGUUCUGAACGCGCAGAGGGGUUUUUUUUUUGUUUCGUUACGUUUGCGAAAAGGGAGAAAACAACAAAGAUUAUACAAAAGGCAAUGGUGAUGCAAAUCUAAAUCGUCUUCCCUCGUCUUCAAAAUGCAGAACAGCAGAACGGAGCGGCGAAGGAUUGGGUUUUUUUUUUCUUUGUUGUUGUCGCUCCUAAAAUUUGGUUUGCUAAUAAAGCACUUGAGAUAUUGGUACGCUUUUUAUGUUUCUAUCGGUUCGUUGAAAAUUGAGUGAAGCAAUUGUGUUACGCGCCGUUUUGCCCUAUCUGAUCGGGUGCAUUAGCUGGGUGGAAUCAUGAUGAAGAAGGAAGGAAAUGAUUAUAAGCUUCAAUGCUAGUUUGGCUAAGGGAAAAUCUACAAAUGGUUUGACGAUAAAAUUAUCUCGAUUCACAAACAAGUGAAACGAUUACCGUAGAAAUAUCCUUCGCUGGAUAUGAAUAAAUCAUUACAAUGUUUAAAUAAUUAUAUGUAGUAGAAAAUGAGUUAAAGAAUAUAUCCUAAUUUCAAGACAUGUUCAUCAAAUAUUAUUGUUUGAAACUCUUGCUAUUAUUUUGAUUACUUGUUAUCAGGUAAAUUAUGUCUGUUAUGGCGUACAAUCGAAAAGGGUCUUGUUGUUUUCGUAAGAUCGCAUAUCGUAAUGCAUAACCAAUAUCAUUCUUUUCCAAAGAUCUUGUCUGUAGUGAUUGCAUAUGCUUUUUGGGAGGGAAAACAAACCUUCCUCACGUACGAAUUCACGCUCUCGCCUAAUCGUUGGCCACCUUCAUCGUUACCAUCCGAUGAGGUAAUCCAUCAUUGAUUGGUGUAGUUUUGGAACAAAAAAUAAUAAUAAUAAAACACACACACAUACACACACGCACAGCACAACAUACGAGCGAAAGUAUCAACAUUAGCAGCACACGAACCUUCCACGGAGAAAAGACUCAUGGGCACUAGGCGACGAACCCAUCCAUCAUAAGCGUCUCCGCUCAAAGUUUUGUACAAUAAAAACCAACAUCAUCAAUCGUUUUCUUCGUUGGUUUGUGAUAAGUGUUGAUGUUUUUGAAUGCCCUCGCUGUCUCGUUCGCGGUAGUAACUUUUCAAUCAAAUCAAAUCGAACCGUUUCGAUGGUAUGUCAGUGCACAGUUAGCAUCCAAAGCCAAACCAGCUCUACUCUACAGCAGCUCAGCAGCAGCUCCCACUCGGUACAGCACCAAGAUGAAAAUGUUCGUAGCUCUGUUUGCAGUGUUUGCCGUGGCUAGUGCCAUCGGUGAUUACCAUCAUCAUGAGCCGACCGGUGCUCCGAUCAAGAUCGUGCACAGUGAAUCGUACCACGGACAUGACGGUAGCUACAAGUUCGGAUACGAGUCGGCCAACGGUAUCGCAGCGCAGGAGCAAGGAUUCGUCAAGAACGGUGGCAGCAAGGACCAUGAGGUGCAGGUUGCCCACGGUUCCUUCUCGUACACCGAUCCGCACGGUCAUCCAGUGUCCCUGAGCUAUGUGGCCGAUGAGCACGGUUUCCAGGCUAAGGGUUCUCAUAUCCCAACGCCACCACCGGUCCCGAAGGAGCUGGUCGAUGCUUAUGCUAAGGCCGCCAGCCAGCCCCAUCACGAGGAGCCGCAGCCACACUACGCACCUCAGCCGACCUACAAGCACUACUAGGAGGCAUCUCGAUGCGCAUUUUGGGGUGAACCCCCGGGGGGGCUACGAACAUAUUGUGAUCCAUUACGGUGCGAUCUUCAUGGUGCUGCAGGAGCUGUUGUAACCAUCGAGACGCGUCUAGAGUACCUAAAUUCAAUAAUAAAACAAAAUCCAUUUUAAACCAAACUGAAGUUCAAGACUAAUGAAUGUGAAUUCUAACUCGCACAGACCACCAUUUUGAAGAAGUUCUAUAACUUUUGCGCCACACCCCAAUACAUACCCGAAAACCCUCUUCUCCCU
This is a messenger RNA of Anopheles funestus (African malaria mosquito), 1987 nucleotides long. RefSeq names its product endocuticle structural glycoprotein SgAbd-2-like. Bases 1103 to 1708 code for a protein of 201 amino acids. Gene Ontology annotation, cellular component: chitin-based extracellular matrix. Lineage: Eukaryota; Metazoa; Arthropoda; Insecta; Diptera; Culicidae. The transcript has 3 exons. Gene Ontology annotation, molecular function: structural constituent of chitin-based larval cuticle. The record is from RefSeq and is a predicted model, not a curated record.